UGUCCUCGUGCGCGAAUUUCGAGCGUGGCACGGGGGAGGGGGGUCACGUGUUAUCGUUACGCGGAAACCGCAGACAGUGUCAGUGAAGAAGUGCUCCCGAAAAGGUGUUGCGAUUUUUUCGGGCAGUGGAGUGCGAGAAUACGCGUUUUCGCGCGUCGGUUCGGUACGUACGAAUUUCGAGCUUCGGGAAGGGCACCGGUUUAGAAGACAAGAUCGCUCCGAUUCCCCUCCUCCUCCAAAAAAAGGACCGAUAUCGAAACGUCAAGUUGUUACCACGAGGGUGGUCCGGAUUUUUAGUGAACCGCCACGAGAGAGAUUCGAAACGAGAAAUCGAUGAGAAACUAAAAGAUUCUUCUCGAUCGAUAGAGUCAGAAAGUGAAAGAAAGAAAGACGAGCGAGUUCGGAAAGUUGUAAUCGCGCGUGGCGGGCGAAUGCAUGACAGAUCAUGGUUUCCGUGUCCGGACCCACAUCCACGGGGAUCCUAGCGGGACGCCUUUCUGGAUCGCCGGGCUCGCGGCAGAAUGGUGACGCGGAGAGCGAGAAGGACCACAAGGCAGCGGAACGCACCAGAAUCCGGCACGAAUCUGAUCUUUACGUCAGGCCCAGCUGGACGGACGCCGCGAUAGCGUUGGAUCAGCUCGAGAAGGGAAAGGCUGAUGGUCAGAGAUCAGCGGUGUGGUUCAGGGCGCGACUGCAAGAUCAGCUGAGCCAGUUGGGCUACUUUCUGCAGAGGCAUGCCGGAAAGGUGCUCUUCGUGGCCGUCCUCGCAUUGGCGAUCCUCUGCGUCGCUCUCAAGUCCGCGCAAGUCAACAGCAAGGUCGAGCAGCUGUGGGUGCAAGUAUUUUGUUCUUUUCUCGCCUUUAUCGAUGAUUAUAUGAUGUAA
Mycetomoellerius zeteki is the source of this 883-nucleotide messenger RNA. RefSeq names its product protein patched-like. Gene Ontology annotation, molecular function: smoothened binding; hedgehog family protein binding; hedgehog receptor activity. Bases 446 to 883 code for a protein of 145 amino acids. The record is from RefSeq and is a predicted model, not a curated record. The transcript has 3 exons. Gene Ontology annotation, biological process: negative regulation of smoothened signaling pathway. Lineage: Eukaryota; Metazoa; Arthropoda; Insecta; Hymenoptera; Formicidae. Gene Ontology annotation, cellular component: plasma membrane.